AUGACUUUUAUUACACGUCGAACAAAACAAUUAUCAUCUGAUUUAAAACGUUCUCAACAACCUAUAACAUUUAAAAAAGAAAUUGGUGAUUAUUGGUUAGGAAAAACCAUUGGACGUGGUGCUUCAGGACGUGUUAAAUUAGGUAUCAACAAAUAUACAGGUGAAAAAGUGGCUAUAAAAAUGAUUGCACGUAGUCAUUUAUCAUCUUCUUCAACUACCGCCAAAUCAGUCCAACGUGAAUUAGCCAUCCUUCAAUUAUUACAUCAUCCUCAUUUAGUCGAACUUAAACAAGUACUUCAAGAUACUUCAUAUGUCUAUUUUGUUAUGGAAUAUUUACAAGGAGGUGAACUCUUCCACGUUUUGGCUGAAAAGGGAAAACUCAAGGAAAAUGAUGCUAAAUCUCUUUUUUAUCAAAUGGUCUCGGCUCUUGCAUGGUGCCACGCUCAUCAUAUUUGUCAUAGAGAUUUGAAACCUGAAAAUAUACUUUUAGACAAGACAAGAAAACUUAUCAAGAUUGCUGAUUUUGGAAUGUCUACUAUGAAUACAAGCUUAAAAACAAGUUGCGGAUCUCCUCAUUAUGCUAGUCCUGAAAUUGUCAAGGGAAAAUCUUAUGAUGGCACUUGUGCUGAUGUUUGGUCUUUGGGUGUCAUUCUAUUUGCCUUAUUAUCUGGUCAUCUGCCUUUUGAUGAUGAACAUAUGGGUCGCCUCUUGGGAAAAAUCAAGUCUGGAAAAAGUCGUCCUUUACCUACUUCUGUAUCUAAUGAUGCUAAACACCUUGUCAAGAAAAUGUUAGUGGUGGAUCCAAGUAAAAGAAUUAAGGCAAAUAUGAAUGAAAUCCUGGGUCAUCCAUGGUUAGCUUCUAUGUCAUCACCACAUGCUGGUAUUCCUCCAUCUGAUCCUUUGAAACAUGGCUUAUUGGAUGCCCCGGUUAUCAAUCACUCUUUGGAUUUAGAAGGUCGUAUCUGGGAAACCCUCAAGGUCUUAUGGCGUGAUUUGAAACAAGAAGAAAUCAUCCAAGCAUUAUCAUCUCAAAAGCCCAAUUUACAGAAACUUACAUUUCAACAUCAUCGCCGAUCUUCCACGCCUCCUUUAUCUCUGAAUGCUAGUAACGUUUGUUUAGCCUCCCUUCAUGUAAAAGGUAAAAUUACGCAGCAAUCAGUUACAUCUUUGGAUUCAGCAAAAAGACUAUCAACAACAUAUAAUUUGAUGGAACAAUUGAAUCGCCAACAGUCUUUUGCAACCACUGAUCAUUCUCGUUCUUCUCGUUCUCUCUCCUCGGUGUUUCAAUCCUGGUGGCCUUCUAACAACCAUACCACAACAACCACUAUCACUACUGAUGCACCAACAAAUAUCACUACAGCUUCUGAUUCUUCCACUUUUGCCUUUUCAAAUUGGUGGUCAAAAACAUUGGAUUAUGUUCUUCCUCCCUGGUUCAAGAAACAGCCAAAGUUGGUUAGUUUUGAUUACCAUGGAAAACAUGAAUGUGAAGUAGCUGGCAAGAUUCAUCAAGUUCUUAAGGAACAAUUUCAUGGAAAAUUACGUGGUCAUAUCUACCCCAAUCAACAAAUUGUAUGGAACGGCACAUUAAAACUUGAAUCCUCUGCUGCUGAUGACACUUCAUUAUCAAGGUUAUGGUUUCUUUGUCAUAUGGUACAUCAACAUGGGCGUCAUUUCAAGGUGAACUUUAUUUACUUACAAGGAGAUAUCACACUAUGGAAUCAGGCUACCCAACAACUUAUCUCGAAAUUGACACAGUAUGAGCAUGAAGCAAACAACGUGAUGGCGGCAAAUGGAUGGUGA
Molecule: messenger RNA, 1800 nt
Organism: Halteromyces radiatus
Lineage: Eukaryota; Fungi; Mucoromycota; Mucoromycetes; Mucorales; Cunninghamellaceae
Product: kinase-like domain-containing protein
Exons: 11
Coding region: 1-1800 (599 amino acids)
Biological process (GO): protein phosphorylation; intracellular signal transduction; microtubule cytoskeleton organization
Cellular component (GO): cytoplasm
Molecular function (GO): ATP binding; tau-protein kinase activity; protein serine/threonine kinase activity
Source: RefSeq, a predicted model, not a curated record